Messenger RNA from Penicillium roqueforti, 726 nucleotides. Its product is annotated as CAZyme family CE16. The transcript has 4 exons. The record is from RefSeq and is a predicted model, not a curated record. Gene Ontology annotation, molecular function: hydrolase activity, acting on ester bonds. The coding region runs from base 1 to 726 and encodes 241 amino acids. Lineage: Eukaryota; Fungi; Ascomycota; Eurotiomycetes; Eurotiales; Aspergillaceae.
AUGAUUAUCCUGACGAUAUGCGUCCUAGCCAUCGCCUUUGGCACUAUUUUCGCCAGAGCAAGUCCUCUGUCAAGACCCGCCAAACUCAACUGGUCAUCGACUAAGGCUCUAAUCGCCUUUGGUGACUCCUACACCUAUGUCCAGGGAACCAUCGGACACCAAAAUUUCAGUUUCAUUGGCGACCAAUUCAACCUCGCAUAUGAUGCCGAAGCCCUGCUUUCCAACAAGAUAGUCCAAAAUCAAACCGCAACCGCAGAAGGCGGUCCGAACUGGGUCGAAUAUCUCACAAACUGCGGCAUCCACCAAGGCCUCACCUCUCCACAAGACUGCAAAAAGCAACUCUGGGAUUUCGCCUUUGCAGGCGCCGAUAUAUCAACCGAGUACACACCACCACACCACAACUUCACAGUCUCCCUCCUAGACCAGAUAAACCAAUUCAAGCAAUAUGGCCACCCAGCCCUCCUAAACAGUCUACCAAGCUUCACCCAAGACAAAACCCUAGUCGCCAUCUGGAUCGGCAUCAACGACAUAAACGACAGCGCCAAGUACGUCGUGAACUUCCCAACCUUCUACAAAAGCCUCAUAGACACACUCUUCACAUCAGUGGAAAUCCUCUAUAACCUGGGCUACAGAAACUAUCUCUUCAUGAACCUGCCGCCGCUAGACCGCACGCCAGGGAACCAAGCAACGAAGGAUCCGAGUCCGAAUUCAGGUCGGGUGGUAUAA